Messenger RNA from Anguilla anguilla (European eel), 1903 nucleotides. RefSeq names its product SIX homeobox 2a (gene six2a). Gene Ontology annotation, biological process: regulation of transcription by RNA polymerase II. Gene Ontology annotation, cellular component: nucleus; transcription regulator complex. Lineage: Eukaryota; Metazoa; Chordata; Actinopteri; Anguilliformes; Anguillidae. The transcript is spliced from 2 exons. Bases 490 to 1362 code for a protein of 290 amino acids. Gene Ontology annotation, molecular function: RNA polymerase II cis-regulatory region sequence-specific DNA binding; DNA-binding transcription factor activity, RNA polymerase II-specific. The record is from RefSeq and is a predicted model, not a curated record.
AUCUGUCAGCGGAGCCAGGGAGCCACCUCAAAGCAUAUCGGGUUACUUUGAAUGACAGCGUAACCAUGGCAAAUAAUUUGACUAAAACUAUUGUCUUAUCCUCACCAUCCCCGGGUCAGAUAACCAACCAAUCACAGUUCACAUAAUCGCUUUUCUUGCCAGCUUAGAAUAAUAUUAUUAAAACAAGCGAACGAGGCUAGUCUUUAGGAGUACGUUAUGUUGAAACGGUAUAGAAAAGGUGGCGAUCGACUCAGGGAGAAGAAAAACUUGGUUUCCUGGUAGUUUAAUUGGAAUGUCGUACAUAAUGUAUCUGUGAACAGGACUAAAAAAGUUUUCCAGUCGGAUUGGAUUUAUCAUCGUCCUUUUCAAACUCUUGCAACUCUGAAGUCUUGCCGUCUACGGACUUACAACGUUCGGCUUUUUGAUGUCUUAGUUUGAAAUACAACGUAAAACAAGACGAUAAACAUACCUGCUCAUUAAAUAGCAACCAUGUCUAUGCUUCCAACAUUUGGCUUUACGCAAGAGCAAGUCGCGUGCGUCUGUGAGGUUCUUCAACAAGGGGGCAACAUCGAACGUCUUGGUCGCUUUUUGUGGUCCUUACCAGCAUGCGAACACCUCCACAAGAACGAAAGCGUCCUGAAAGCAAAAGCAGUAGUUGCUUUUCACAGGGGUAAUUUCAGAGAGCUAUAUAAAAUUCUAGAGAGCCACCAAUUCUCUCCGCAUAAUCAUCCAAAGCUGCAGCAACUUUGGCUUAAGGCACACUACAUCGAGGCUGAAAAACUGCGGGGCCGCCCUCUCGGGGCUGUGGGAAAGUACCGCGUUCGCCGAAAGUUUCCCUUGCCCCGGUCAAUAUGGGACGGAGAGGAGACCAGUUACUGCUUCAAGGAAAAGAGCCGGAGCGUACUGAGGGAGUGGUACACUCACAAUCCGUACCCUUCCCCUCGAGAGAAGAGGGAGUUGGCCGAGGCCACUGGACUGACAACCACCCAAGUCAGUAACUGGUUCAAGAACAGACGGCAAAGGGACCGCGCGGCGGAGGCGAAGGAAAGGUACGAGGAAAACAACGAGAACUCUAAUACGAACAGCCAUAACCCAUUGACUUCUUCCAUGAAUGGAAAUAAAACCAUUUUGGGGAGCUCGGACGACGAUAAAACACCCUCGGGAACCCCUGAUCACACCUCGUCAAGCCCAGCUUUGCUCCUGACUUCAAACUCGGGGCUACCACCCUUGCACGGCCUCGCGCCACCGCCUGGUCCCAGUGCUAUUCCCGUUCCCAGCACGGACACCGUGCACCAUCACCAUUCUUUGCACGAUACUAUACUGAACCCUAUGUCGUCCAACCUGGUCGACCUCGGCUCUUAAACGAAGGGACUUCUUUUUAAAGGACAAUAAAAGAAUCGUGGACGCUCGAGAGAAGAAAAGCCAUCAGACACUUGAAGUGAUGUACAAAAACAAGCGAAAAGCCAGAGUCAGGAUGUUUUUGUCCGCACGGAGAGAGGAGAGAUGGUAGGCGUUUAAAGGUAUUUUAAUAGAAUGUAAUACAAAAAACAGUAACAAUAAAACGUCUUAAUUCUUGUUAUUAUUAGUUAUUAUUUUAGAGGACAGAUUUCAACAAAUCCGUAUACACUCAGUUGGAUACCCCAGCCAUUCUCUAUUUGUUUACGCACUGCAGAUUAUCAAAAAGGCCAUCUUUGGUUUUAUUUUUAUGGGGUAUCACAUUGGAGAUCUAUUAUAGGGGAAGAAGUCUUUGAAACAAAGAUUAAGAUUAUAAUCUCUUCUUUUUGUAUUUUAUUUUGGAAAGCGACUGCAUGUAAACUUUGCGAAUAAUAAAAAAUAUAAAUAAAUCGAUCCCACCAUAGUUUCAUAUACCCUUUACAAUAAAAACAAACAUUGAAUUUAUUAA